Molecule: messenger RNA, 2069 nt
Organism: Daldinia caldariorum
Lineage: Eukaryota; Fungi; Ascomycota; Sordariomycetes; Xylariales; Hypoxylaceae
Product: DUF618-domain-containing protein
Exons: 4
Coding region: 412-1593 (393 amino acids)
Biological process (GO): mRNA 3'-end processing
Cellular component (GO): RNA polymerase II, holoenzyme
Molecular function (GO): RNA polymerase II C-terminal domain binding
Source: RefSeq, a predicted model, not a curated record
AUUUCAUGCAUCCUCGGACCUCUCUACAUUUAUCAAAUUCAACUACCUAACUUAAAGCUAGAUAUCACAAAACAAAAACAAACAAGCAGCACCAAGUAGCAGUCUUGAGAAUUGGUCCUUGCCAACCUUUUCGCCUUCUACUUUGUGCCGGACUCAAAUUAUUUUCCCCUACCCCCCGCCCAAUAGGUAAUAUUUUGCAAGUACCUAGGCUAGACUACCCUUGACUUUUAAGCAACGUUUUCGUUUUCGCGUCUUCAGCCCGCGUCAAGAUGAAAUCCUGGUAGCCAACUGUAGAUUGAUUCAUCAAGUAAACUACGUCCUAUUUUCACAGAAGACCCAAUCCAGUUCAGCACAAACACAAACCCAGCCCUUACCUAAUCUAUUCAAUUCCCCGUUUCAACAAAGUCAAACAUGGCUUACACCGACGAUGCUGUGUUGGCCAAGCUAUCUGCCCUUUCGGAAGCGGCAGACAGCAUUGUAUCCGUAUCUCAGUGGAUCAUGUUCCAUCGACGCCAUGCAGAUCGAACAGUGCAACUGUGGCUCCAACGCCUUAGAGAUUCUACAAGUCACAAGCGAUUGAAUCUCAUCUACCUUGCCAAUGAGGUUGCACAGCAGACAAAGGCCCGUCAUAGAGAAGAUUUUGUUGUCGCCUUCUCCCCUAUCAUUGCAGAAGCCGUCGCCACUGCUUAUAAGGGUGCAUCAGCGGACAUACAGCAAAGAAUUAGACGGGUCGUUGACGUCUGGAAAGAACGCUCCGUCUUCGAGACACCUAUCUUAGAAGCCAUAGAAGCUCGUGUCCAGGAAAUUAAUGAAGCCCGUGGCACUGCUAAAGCUGGACUGGGAGGCUCAAUAUUUGGGUCCGCCUCCAUUCCAGCGGAACUAGCCCCUCUUACAACUCCUCAGCAGAAUGUGACGAAGCUGCUUCUGAGUAAAAAGUCCACGGUCAACACGGCUAAUCAAGAAUAUGAUAAAUUGUUGGGACCUAGAAGCACCGCCCCUUCUGCUCCUGUAUAUGCUGCUCGCCUAAGCGGAUUGCUUAAGACGCUAGCCCAGGCCGAAGGAGCAGUAGAUCAAUGUGUGAAGGCUCGUCGCGAGCUUGUUGCCGCUCUGCAGAAGGUCCUAGACAGCAACAGGAAUGCACUCAUAUCCGAGGAGGAUCAACUAGAAACGUUCGUACGUCGAAGGAUGGAGGUAGAGGAUAAGAAAACCGAGGUCGAAAGAGCAAUCAUGGCAGGGCUUCCAGAUGACGAGCCAUAUUUUAGCAAUGUCCAAAAUGAUCAUCCAGAUCCAGAACCCGACAGGCCGGAAAUUGAGGAGCUCACGCCGCCGCCCAUGGAGCCGGAGUUUCCGGAACACACCAACGCAACGGACAAUACAGGUAGUACCCAAGAAAGCACCGACCAACCGCCUAUCGUGCAGGAUAUCGACAGCCACGCUAAUCUUGGCGUUCAGUAUAAGUCGGUGCCAACUACGAUGAACGGGUCUAAGAAGCGUAAGCUCGAUGAUGGCAAUGAUUUCCCCGACCUCGGAGAAGACGACGGCAUUGAUUCAGACGUAGCCGAGAUGCUUCGUAGAGACAGCAGCGGCUCGUAAUAUUGGCGAAUAUUACUUGAGCCGUGUAUUUCCAACACACACUCUGAAUGAUAUUUGUCGAGAUAUUGAGCAGAUGAUGGAUACGAAUCGAUGUAUACCUUUUAAUGGCGAAGUUGCAUUUCAGGGUGGCUCUUUUUUCGGUUUGAUGAAAAAAUCGUGCGAGUUUGAUUACAUCCUUGUUCAUCAUGGAUACAUUGCGUUUUUCUAUUUACCUACCGGUAUGAUAUGAGUUAGGUAUAACUGUAAUCCACGCAGAACAGCAGAGUCCCUAUUUUACCUUCGAAGCCUUCGAAGCGUACUUCAGUACGUGAGUACAUGAACGCUUAAUAUACAUGUAUCUUUUCUGCGCUAGACUCUAUAAGGAACAGCCCGAAGUUGUGCCGAUCAAAGUAAUGUACAAUCGUACGUAUUUCGUACAUACUAGGUACCUAAAUACCUAAACCUAGAUGAUGCAUAAGCCCGUCUAGAAGCUUCAG